AUGGCCGAGAAGAAAUUUGUUCCUGGUAGUUUAUCUGGAAGUAAAAUAGCAGGGAAUAAACCCCAAAGACCACAAACACAGCAAGCUGAACACACUACAUCGAAAUCGUCUCUGUACGCACCGGUAGCGUGGGUUCGACGAUUUAGUAUCGAGGAUAGUCUUAAAGUUGAUAAUGUGAAGUUAAUGCCAAGCACGGGACUCUGUUCAGUCGGCGCGACACUGAAGACACUAAAUGCAAUGGAAGUUGUGAGGAAAAUUAUCUUACAGCACUUACAAAGAUGUUCAACAGCCGCAUGUUGGCUGGGCUUCAUUGCCGCUGCACUAGCGGUCAUUGACGUCGAACUAACACAUCGCGUACAUUUGAGCGCUGAGAACUUCACCUCAAUAGAAUUGGAAAACCUAACUGUAAGCGAGGUUACAAGCGUGUUCACAAAAUGCAUUAUCUCUCUACUCACGCUCUUGAUGUGCAUCAAUGUUUACUUAACAUAUGCGAGUGUUUGCAAAUUUAAUAUUGCCAGAAAUCUUUUGCCGGAUUCCGCGACCGUUUUCAACUCAAAUUUGCUCAUCUAUUAUCUACUCGAAAAUGCUUUGUGUCUGUUUCACGUUCCGCCGUUGGCUGACCGUUACUUGGGCAUAUCUUAUAAACUACAAUUAUUUGUCCUAGUCAGGAUGUAUGUUAUUGCACGGUACAUGAAGGAACACAAUCAAUUCACGAGAAAUAAAACUUGUCUGUUCCUAGCGUCUGUGACGCGAACCGAGCUCACGAACAUGUUUUUAUUCAAGACGUUUUUGAAAAAGAUGCCGUUUCGCGUGAUUGUGACGGCCUAUUUGCUGAACAUCUUUCUUGGUGCGUAUGUUAUAUAUAUCGUUGAGGAGAAGGAUUCCUAUCUCGUAA
Molecule: messenger RNA, 895 nt
Organism: Paramuricea clavata
Lineage: Eukaryota; Metazoa; Cnidaria; Anthozoa; Malacalcyonacea; Plexauridae
Source: the annotation of a GenBank genome assembly